AUAAUUAUAUAUAUAGAUCUCCUAUGGUCAUAAUUCACUGAAUCCAUAAGCAGGUGAAAAACUAAAUCCAUUAAACAAAACGAACCAAACCACAACAAAUCCUCAAAUCUCAACAACCCCAUAAUUCCUUGACCCCUCUCUAUAAACACACUCCCCAAUCCUAAAUUCAGCACAAACUAACUCAUCAGCAUUCAUGGCUAGACAACACAUAACCUUCAGAAACCAGCAAUUCAGCAAUUCAUACCUGGGAUUUGGAGUUGGUAGUCUCAUUCUGUGUGCAUUGGCUCUGUUCAUGUGUGCCAGCCACUCUCGUAGGCGAUGGAGGCACUGGAAAUCUUGCUACGGCUACGGGAAACAAGACCCCAUCAUCCAACUCAACCACGAAGAGAUCAUGGAUUACCAGUUAGGAGAUGUCGAGCCAAGCAGUGAAGGAACCCUGUGGAAGAAGAAUAUAAUGAUGGGAGGAAAGUGCCAGCUUCCCGACUUCUCCGGUGUCAUUAUAUACGACUCCACAGGGACCGUUGUCACCCCUGCCACGAACCACAGAGCUCUUCCUGCACUUACAUGGAAAUGAUGGAGAUUCGUACUUC
Molecule: messenger RNA, 590 nt
Organism: Salvia splendens (bonfire salvia)
Lineage: Eukaryota; Viridiplantae; Streptophyta; Magnoliopsida; Lamiales; Lamiaceae
Exons: 1
Coding region: 194-574 (126 amino acids)
Source: RefSeq, a predicted model, not a curated record